Messenger RNA from Tuber melanosporum (Perigord truffle), 99 nucleotides. RefSeq lists its product as uncharacterized. Gene Ontology annotation, biological process: proton transmembrane transport. NCBI's taxonomy places the organism in Eukaryota, Fungi, Ascomycota, Pezizomycetes, Pezizales, Tuberaceae. The transcript has 2 exons. The coding region runs from base 1 to 99 and encodes 32 amino acids. Gene Ontology annotation, molecular function: proton-transporting ATPase activity, rotational mechanism. Gene Ontology annotation, cellular component: proton-transporting V-type ATPase, V0 domain. The record is from RefSeq and is a predicted model, not a curated record.
AUGUGGGCGAUUACCUUUAUGGCACAAUUACAUCCCCUGGUCAUGCCUAGGAGAUCGGAUUUGAGGCCGGAAGCGCACUCGGACCCGAGGUUUUUUUAA